CUCGAUUUAAAAUUCUGAAAUUACAUUUUUAAAUCAGUCAUACUUGAACUUGUCGACAUACUACUUUGUACUAUAACGCCUCCACGUGGUUGAACGUCGAACAAAUAUGGAGAUGUAUUGCUAUACAUUCAAGUUCUCGGUAGUACAGUUUUGGAAGCGAUUUAACAAGAAUGAGCAAUGCUAAUAUAGGAAUGAAGGUGCAGGAAAAUAAUUUAUCAAACAUACGGCACAGAAAGUCAGAAAAAAAGUUUUGUGGAAACGAAAUGGUGGGAUUAGAUAGUGAUGAAUCACUUCGGUCAAAUAUUUAUGAUAUUAUCAUGGAAGUGGAAAUGAAAACAGACGAAGAAACGGAAAGCGAUGGAGAAACUACACAACGACUUAUACCAUCGCCUAUCAGUCAUCAAUGUAUUAAUGAUGAUACAAAAAAAAUAGUUACUCGAAGCAGUCAAUUUAAGCAAUUUGAGGAUGAAAAUGUUUGCUCUAUGUCUAUACAAAUGUUUGUGCCUUUUUUGUUAGCUGGAUUCGGUAUGGUGGCUGCCAGUAUGUUGCUAGACGUUUUACAGCAUUGGCCUGUAUAUAAAACCAUAUCCGAGGUGUAUAUAUUGGUGCCAGCACUGCUCGGCUUAAAAGGAAACUUGGAGAUGACAUUAGCCUCUAGAUUUUCAACUCAUGCAAAUCUUGGACACAUGAAUACAAGGAAACAGAAAUGGACUUUAAUCAUUGGAAAUCUUGCUUUAAUACAGUGUCAAGCAACCGUAGUAGGUUUACUAGCUUCUCUAGCCGCUAUCAUACUUGGUUGGAUUCCAGAAGCACAAUUUGAUAUUUGUCAUGUGCUUUUAUUAUGCGCUAGUGCCUUAGUUACUGCAUCAGUAGCAAGUUUUUUAUUGAGCUUGGUAAUGGUUGCAGUUAUAUUAUUGUCCAAACAGAUAAACAUCGAUCCAGAUAAUAUAGCUACACCAAUAGCAGCUUCUCUCGGUGAUUUAACCACUUUGAUGCUUCUUUCGGGAAUAGCAUCCCUUCUUUUUGAAGCAGCAGAUUAUGCAUCUUGGAUAGCACCUCUGUUGAUAACAUUUCAUAUCAUUGUCACACCAGUUUGGUAUUAUAUUGCAGCUAAGAAUCAUUUUACCAAGGAGAUAUUAAAUUAUGGUUGGACACCUGUAAUAUGUGCAAUGUUAAUUAGCAGUAUGGGUGGUUUAAUACUAGAUUAUACGGUAUCCAAUUACAAAGGUAUAGCAGUAUUUCAACUGGUAAUAAAUGGCGUUGGCGGUAAUUUGGCCGCUGUCCAAGCUAGUAGAAUAUCAACGUCUUUGCAUAAAGAUCACCGAGCUAAUAGUCAAGAAAUACCCGCUAUUCGUUUCAACCCAUUCUACAUUUUUUGUACAAAAGGUGGACACGCAAGGACUGCGAGAGUUUUACUAACAAUGGUGAUACCUGGUCAUUUAAUAUUUGGCUAUACCAUCAGUUACCUUCAGGCCGGUCAUACUUCCUUCACACCUAUAUUUCUUAUCGUUUAUUUGACCGCAGCUGUAAUACAGGUAAUAUUAUUAUUAUACAUCACGCAAUUAAUGGUUGUAUGGAUGUGGAUACGAGGAAUGGAUCCAGAUAGCUCUGCAAUACCAUAUUUAACUGCAGCAGGUGAUUUGUUGGGAACAGCAUUAUUAGGAAUCGCGUUUCACUUUCUUUAUGCUAUUGGAGAUGGAGAUUCUGACGUCGGAGACUGAAUGAACUUUUAAUUUGAGG
Molecule: messenger RNA, 1740 nt
Organism: Eufriesea mexicana
Lineage: Eukaryota; Metazoa; Arthropoda; Insecta; Hymenoptera; Apidae
Product: solute carrier family 41 member 1
Exons: 8
Coding region: 171-1721 (516 amino acids)
Biological process (GO): monoatomic cation transport
Cellular component (GO): plasma membrane
Molecular function (GO): monoatomic cation transmembrane transporter activity
Source: RefSeq, a predicted model, not a curated record